This is a messenger RNA of Eurypyga helias (sunbittern), 1000 nucleotides long. RefSeq names its product peroxisomal biogenesis factor 12 (gene PEX12). Gene Ontology annotation, molecular function: ubiquitin-protein transferase activity; protein binding; zinc ion binding. Gene Ontology annotation, cellular component: peroxisomal membrane; peroxisomal importomer complex. The record is from RefSeq and is a predicted model, not a curated record. Gene Ontology annotation, biological process: protein monoubiquitination; protein import into peroxisome matrix. The transcript has 2 exons. NCBI's taxonomy places the organism in Eukaryota, Metazoa, Chordata, Aves, Eurypygiformes, Eurypygidae. The annotation marks the transcript as partial.
GUGCUUGCUGAGUCCAAUCCUGGCCGAUACGGCUUCCUCUGGCGCUGGUUUGAUGAGGUCUAUGUCCUGCUGGAUUUGCUGCUCCAGCACCACUACCUGUCCAGGUGCAGCGCCUCCUUUUCUGAAAACUUCUAUAGCCUGAAGAGGGUACCGAUGGGAGAUCACAGACAGCAAACCCUGGCCACUGCUGGCCUGCCAAAGAGCCAGCACUGGAAGUCUCUCCUCUUGCUGGUUCUUGCUCCUUACCUGAAAGGCAAACUGGAGAAACUAGUAUCCAGCCUGAGGGAAGAGGAUGAGUACUCCAUCCACCCUCCGUCGUCAUCCUGGAAGCGCUUUUACAGAGCCUUUCUAGCUGCCUACCCCUUUGUAAUCAUGACCUGGGAGGGCUGGUUCCUUAUCCAGCAACUGUGCUAUAUCCUCGGGAAGGCUCAGCAUCAUUCACCCAUGCUGCGGCUGGCUGGCAUUUGCCUUGUCAGACUGACUGCAGAGGAUAUCCAGGCCCUGGAGAAGAAAUUCACUGGAGCCACCUCAAGUCAAACACAGAGCAUUAAAACACAAGUGCUGUCAGCAGUGAGGAAAGCAUUGAGUGGCAUUGCCUUCUCCCUGUCCACCGGGCUGUCCGUCAGCGUCUUCUUUCUCCAGUUCCUGGACUGGUGGUACUCCUCAGAAAACCAGGAGACGAUCAAAUCUCUGACAGCACUCCCAACUCCUCCACCCCCCAUGCACCUUGACUACGGGGCCGGCUCAGCUCUCUUACCCAAACUGAAGACCGUGUGCCCUCUGUGCCGCAAAAUUCGUGUCAACGCCACAGCCCUGUCCACCUCCAGCUACGUGUUUUGCUACCGCUGCGCGUACAGUUACGUGAAGACUCACCAGCGCUGCCCGAUCACAGGCUACGCCACAGAGCUGCAGCACCUUGUCAAACUGUACUCUCCCGAGAGCUGAAAGGCCUGCCCCGUGCUUCCGGAGAGACACGGCUCUGUGGCUAGCGGCUGGGUAG